Lotus japonicus is the source of this 1925-nucleotide messenger RNA. RefSeq names its product F-box/kelch-repeat protein At3g06240-like. Bases 162 to 1595 code for a protein of 477 amino acids. The record is from RefSeq and is a predicted model, not a curated record. The transcript is spliced from 3 exons. Lineage: Eukaryota; Viridiplantae; Streptophyta; Magnoliopsida; Fabales; Fabaceae. Gene Ontology annotation, molecular function: protein binding.
UAUCAUGAGAUGCCCGAACUCUUGUUACUAGAGUUUCGCUGAGACUCUUGCCUCUACUAGCACAAUGAGCUGUAGGGGAUUUCUAGUGCGAGUGUUCACCUAAGACUUCUAUAAGGACGAGGUUGUGGCUGCUUCGUUCGUUCACAUAUAUUAAGUUCAGCAUGGCCAGGAAAGUAGCAAGGAAAGAUAAUGAGUCGGAAAGUAAAGAGCUUAAGAUUUUUUCUACUGAUCUUCCAUCCGAAGUCAUCACCAAAAUUUUGCUAGGACUUCCUAUCAAGAAUAUUUUCAUUUGUAAAUCUGUUUGCAAAGGUUUGAACUCUCGAAUCUCAAAUCCAGACUUUGCCCAAAUGCACGUUAAGCACACACCAACUGGUUUCAUGCUUAGGACUAAUGAUCCAGACCGACUAUCAAGAUUCGUGCACCUUCUUGAAUAUGAGCCUGAAAUGUUUCAAAAUGAUGGUGGCGAUAGUUUUUGUUUCUGUAAAGAUGGAUUUAUCGAACCAGAAUGCGAAAACCAUGUGAUAUUUGAUCAUAAAUUCAAGCUUCCUGUUCAUGUCCCCAAAUUAAUUUUGGACAAUAGAGAUCAGACACUGAAUAAGGGUGGACAAAGUCUAUAUACUGCUUAUCAGCCAGAAAAUAGUAAGUUUGAUGUGGUGAAUUCUUGUGCUGGUUUCCUUUGCUUGUGUGAUCGAAACAAAGAGUAUUUUGUUGUUUGCAACCCAAUUAUAGGUGAGUUUAUCAGACUUCCUAAGACUACUAAAACUUAUAGAACUACAAUUUAUCGUGUCGAUGCAAUAUACACUGGUUUUGGUUUUCAUGACAAAACUAAUCAAUAUAAGGUGGUAAGAAUAUUGCACAAACGCCGCAUAUGGAGAGAGCCUAAGAUGAUUAUGACUGUUGAAAUGCACACACUAGGAACAUCAACAUGGAGAAAUGUUGGAGACUUUGAUGAUAAUAUUUGCGAGCUUGGAUUUCCAACUUGUGUGAAUGAGGCACUCCAUUGGAUCUGUCUUGAUGAUAAUGAAAGGUCAAUAUCGCGUUUCCAUUUUGAACAUGAGAAGUUCGAUUCUCUCCCUUUUCCUCAGGGAUCUGAAAAUGGAAUCAGUGGAACAAGAAAUAUAACCAUGGGAGUCUUGAACGAGUGCCUUUACAUAUGUGAUUCAUCUUUUUUGGAUAUUCCAAUUAGAAUGUGGAUUAUGAAGGACUAUGGUGUUGAAGAAUCAUGGACUAGGGCUUUCAGCAUUGAUACUAUGAUAAGAUAUUGUUGGCCUUAUGGUGGUUUAUAUUGGCCUGUACAAAAAUUUAAGAGUCCUGCUGCUAUAUUGUUGUAUCAUUCAUCCAAUUGCUUUAUCUACUAUGAAUUCAGAAGGCGUCAAUUCAAAUGUUUUAAGGUCUGUGGGUCUGAAUCAAAUUUGGAAGGAAUUCCUCAUAUUCCUAGUCACAUCUCACUCAAGAAUAUUGUGAAGGGAGGAAAUAUCAAGGUGGUGGAUAUCAAUUCCCGGUCCUCCAAGUUUAAAUUGGUCGAAGAAGAUGAAGUUCUCUUUCUAGGUGAAGGAGGUUUACAGGCUUUCAGGCAAAAGAGGAUUUAUCCGUAGCUAAAGUGGUUGUUGAAGUGGAAAAUAUCUACUCCCUAUCAUCAUCUGAUGAUGAAGAUUUGAGCGAAGAGUGCAUCUCAUGAGAAGGGAUCUCCGGACAAUAAGGUUAUGCCAUAGUGCUAGCUUUGAUUUUGCUACUUGUGGAUUUUGAAAUAAAAUAUAUCUCAUCUUAGACUACAAAAGAUAUUCUAGAUAAAUUUUAGUUUAGACGUUCAUUAAUGGAUGUUGUUAUGGGAGUGAUUAUUAUGUUAUCUGUUUUGUACUAGACAAAUGCGAUGCUUAUUGCUUACCCUUUUUCAUUGUGUUUCAUGAUUUCAUUUACAUGCUUUA